Messenger RNA from Zea mays, 346 nucleotides. Its product is annotated as serine/threonine-protein phosphatase 7 long form homolog. The transcript has 3 exons. Gene Ontology annotation, biological process: meristem maintenance; meristem development. NCBI's taxonomy places the organism in Eukaryota, Viridiplantae, Streptophyta, Magnoliopsida, Poales, Poaceae. The record is from RefSeq and is a predicted model, not a curated record. The coding region runs from base 65 to 346 and encodes 93 amino acids.
AUUCGCACGACACCAGCGUGCUUACGUGGAGUACUCAAACGAGCUCGACGCACUUACUCCUUCGAUGGUGACUUGGCAACCGUAUCUUGAUCCAUAUUUCGCCAGCAUACAGUUGAGCAGCAUGUGCUCAAUAGACGAGAACCUCUACCUCAUGAGGUGUCCCCUCAUCUGUUUUUAUGCUGUUGAGUACCACUUGCCCCACAGAGUUGCUCGACAGUUCGGAUUGCGCCAGGAGUUUCCGGUGGAGCCAUUCUCGACUUCAAUACAACUUCAUAAGUUCGACAGACAGAGACAGAAAAAGGUCACGGACUUCGAGACCCACCAUCGUGAUUACAUUGAUGAAUGA